CCAUAUCUGGUCUAGGCGAUUAUGUCACCCAUUGUUUGUGUUCAGGCAGACUGUGGCACUGCAGCCUAUAUAUCCAGCACCACCCCAAAGCUAGGUCCUGGUUCCUUUCUUCUUUUAUCAAUACCUCAAAAUUUGCUGCUCCAAGUCGAAAAACGCCUUCACGCCAAACUUCCAAGACCGAUCAGACAGACACAUCGGCGCGUACGAACUUCCAACUACGACCCUCGAUAUUUGAAGCAUUAUCACAGCGAGGAAAUUGUGCGAGUCUAAUUUCAGGAUGACUUCAGACAGCAAUGCAAACGUCAACGUGUGGGAGGAUGACAAAUUUUGGGACAGUGUGCACGAUGACGAGGAAUUUUGGAACAGGUGGAGUGCAAAUGUUUUCGAGCCCAAACUGGUGAAGCCCAUGAAGAAGCCUCUCACAGCAUCUUGGAAUCUGGAGAUUAGCGAAUCCGAUGUGGAAAAGCUCAAAGCUGGUUUCAGACCCCGAAACAUGGACGACAAAUACGCUUGGUUGAUCGAGGAUGAUAAUGGCAGCAUAUCUAUCCACAUCAUCCGACACUAUGUACACUUCGAGGAGUAUAUACUUCACAUCGCCCCAAAAUCAAGCAACGACGAUAGCGCGAGUGCAAAGAUCCACAGCAUUACCUGGGAAAGCGACAUGGUUGGUCCUCGAGACGAUGUAGAGAAGGCCAAGGAGAGAGCUGUGCUUCUGACCAGACUCACUCUCAAAUGCGACUUGGAGAAUGCGCCUGGAACAGCUUAGUAUCGAAGAGCCGGACGAGGAAUAGAUACCAGACCCUCUCGCAAGCUUGGAGGAGUCAUCAUACUGUUGGGUUUUUUCUCGGUUUUUGUAGUCAACAAUACCCAGUAUAUCCAAUCAUUCCUGAUACACUGCAGCCUUUUUCCACUGCCUGUGAGGUCAUGAAGAUCACAAUCGCCCCGGAUUGCGUGAUGGGUUUGUCGGAAGAUUCGUCCCGAUGAUUGUGGUGAGUGCAUGCGGUCAGCUCGACACCGACAGACUGACGCUUAGGUAUAACAUGCCAGGUCGGAACACUUACAGGAAGAAGCAGGGUAACUGCACUCUUUAGGCA
Molecule: messenger RNA, 1094 nt
Organism: Boeremia exigua
Lineage: Eukaryota; Fungi; Ascomycota; Dothideomycetes; Pleosporales; Didymellaceae
Exons: 1
Coding region: 278-766 (162 amino acids)
Source: RefSeq, a predicted model, not a curated record